AUCUCGGUAUGAGGACUUCCUGUCGGGAAAGACUCCACAGCAUCAUCAUCACCGUUCAGUUCCCAAACAAACUUUACCAUCUCACACUCCAAUCCGCAACUUUUCCUCCAGCACGCUCCAUCGAAAAGUCCCGUCGCCAGCAAGAUCCGCUGGGAAAACAAAAGCAGAAAUGUCCCCUCCGUCCGCACGGCUUCAAACCAAACCCGUGAUAACAUGUCUGAAGACGUUUCUGAUCUCGUACAGUCUGAUUUUCUGGUUCACAGGAGUGAUCUUGUUGGCUGUUGGAGUAUGGGGAAAGGUUAAUUUGGAGUUUGACCUCCUCCUGACUUCAGACAAGGGCACCAAUGCACCAUAUGUCCUCAUUGGGACCGGAGCCAUCAUCAUCAUCUUCGGGUUGUUCGGUUGCUUUGCUACCUGCCGUGGAAGUCCAUGGAUGCUGAAGCUGUAUGCUAUGUUCCUGAUGGUUGUGUUCUUGGCUGAACUAGUGGCAGGUAUAUCCGGCUUUAUUUUCAGACACGAGAUUAAAUCAGUGCUUCAAGGUGUCUAUAAUAAAGCUGAAUCAGUCUACAGUGGUAAGGGCAAUGAAGAUCUGGACAGAAUCCAGAGAACACUGCAAUGCUGUGGAGAGAAGAACUACACCAGCUGGGCAAACACGGAUUACUUCAAAACCGAGGGCAUCCCCAAAAGCUGCUGUAACAUAACUGCUGGUGGAAACUGCCCUUCUGCAGAACUUAAAGAUCUUAACAAGGCUGCAUUAGUGGUAUAUCAACGGGGCUGUUUCUCCAUGAUGACUACAACAUUGGAGGCCAAUCUUGGAAUUAUUGCUGGAAUUUCUUUUGGAAUUGCGUUCUUCCAGGUACUCAUCGUGUCCAACUAG
Molecule: messenger RNA, 877 nt
Organism: Sinocyclocheilus rhinocerous
Lineage: Eukaryota; Metazoa; Chordata; Actinopteri; Cypriniformes; Cyprinidae
Product: tetraspanin-7-like
Exons: 7
Coding region: 170-877 (235 amino acids)
Cellular component (GO): plasma membrane
Source: RefSeq, a predicted model, not a curated record